AGCAGAAGAAACAAUGUUUACUUGUCAUUGUCAUCACGGAAUGAAUUAUCUUGUAAAAUUACAAUAGUCGUGAGAUGUUUAUGAAUGUUCUAAGUUCGUUCAAACUUGAAAAACGGAACCAGAUAUUGUAAAUUGUGAUUGAUACAAGAGUUUAGAUGUUCGUGUUUCGGCUGUGAAACACCAGGAAUAAGUUUUGUUGUGUCAGUCAAAAAUUGUGUCGAAAUUUGUAGGUCAAGGAGGUGUAGUGCUGCUUGAUUAAACUUUAUAACUAUGUACGGUAUAUACGCUGCACUAUCACGAUUUACCUCAGCCGUCGUGAGCACCUGCGGUUAAUUUGAGCCCGUAUUGCUACUGUUGUUGAAACAGCGAAGACAAAAGAAUAUCUACGAGUGUUCAACUAAGAGUUGAAUUUACCUCGAGCAGAACAAAAAGAAUAUCGAUUUGGUGAUAUAUCCAACACUUGAAAACAGCAAUAUGUGUGCUGAUCAAAUAUGUAAUCAUAAAUUAUGAAAUGCAUGUAACGACGAUGAACGAUUCAAUGGCGCAACAUAGCCGUGGUGAGCUUACAUAAUUCUGUGUUAAUGUUUUUGCGAAGUUUACUUGAGGUGUUUUCUUGGAAAAAAUAAAUAAUAAGACAAGACGACGGGCCUCAAAACGGUUCAACGAUGGCUCGCAACGGAAAUAAAUGCCCUCAUCUCGAUAACAUUGUCCAGCUGUCUCUGGUGGAAUUGUGCAAGCUUAAAAAGGGUGAGCCGUGCACGGAAUGCGAGGCCAACGGACCCAAUUUAUGGAUAUGUUUGCAGAAAAACUGUCUACACAUCGGUUGUCCGGAACAGUACAACGACCAUAGUACAACUCAUUUCCAAUCCAAUCGUAACCACUGCAUUCACAUGAACCUUUCGUCCCAACGCAUUUGGUGCUACCUGUGCGAGUUCGAGGUGUUCCUGUUGCAGCAGCAGCAACAGCAGCAAUUGAGAAGAACCUCGAUAGUGAGUAACGAUUCCAGCGAUGCCAGCCGGUACUCGAAUAACAACGAAAAAUUGCUAAUGUAUGGGGCCGGUGGUGGCGAAUCCUGUGAAAGUAGCUGCGAGGAGGAUGACUUCGAACGGCAUGGUAAAUGGAAUGGACUGGUUGGAUUGCAAAAUAUCGCAAACACGUGCUACAUGAAUGCAGCUAUUCAGGCUCUAAGCAACAGUCCCCCGUUGACGGGUUAUUUCCUGGACUGUGGAUCGAUAAUUGACACGGAUCUCCUUGGAAAUCAAGCGGCAUCAAAGCCAGGUCUAGCGAAGCAUUAUCAUAAAUUGAUAAAAGGGAUGUGGUGUAAAAACCGACGGUAUGUUGUACCAAGCGGAAUUUUGUACGGAAUACGCAUAGUGCAUCCAAUGUUCCGCGGCUAUCAGCAGCACGAUACACAGGAAUUUCUUCGUUGUUUCAUGGAUCAAUUACAUGAGGAGCUAAAGGAAGUAAUUCAACCGCCUCCUGAAUUGCUGUCGCUGCAAGGGAGGGACAAUAUGAACACUAAUGAUCAAUCUCCUUGCCCGUCUCCAUCACCUUCCCAGUCGGAAGCAGAGUAUGAAACAUGCGACAGCGGCGUUUCGGAACAGUCGAGCUUAUCUGAUGAAAUAUCUGUGAACAGCAAACGCAACAGGAAGCUGUCGAGAUCACCUAGUCCCACCACAAGCCAAAGAAACAUGUCGUUCAACAGCCGGCAGCAGUCGCCAAUCGGAGGUAAUCGUAGCAAUUCGAGCGGUACCGGCAGCAUGAUAUCAAUGCAACAACAGCCGUGUGCAAGCAAUGAUUCUCAGCAGCAUAAGACUGCGAAAGAGAAGUUGCCAGAGCGAUCAAUUAUUAGUGAUAUAUUCGAUGGGAAGCUGUUGUCAUCGGUACAGUGUUUGACCUGCGAUCGCAUUUCGACUCGCGAAGAAACAUUCCAGGAUUUGUCGUUACCCAUUCCAGGGAAGGAUCAUCUUGCCGUGCUACACCAAAACCAUCCAUCAAUGCCAGGAAAUGCUCACUCGUCGCCGGUCAGCAGCGGUGGCGGAGGCGGUGGUAUAACGUGUUCGGAUGCGGUUUAUCCAGUGACGGGCGAUAGUUGGAUUUGGUGGUUCUGGAAUUGGCCAUUGUGGAGUUGGGUUCGAUCGUGGUUCUGGGGACCAGCCGUUACUCUGCAUGAUUGUAUGGCGGCGUUCUUCAGCGCAGACGAACUGAAAGGAGACAACAUGUACAGCUGUGAAAAGUGCAAUAAACUUCGUAAUGGUGUAAAAUAUUCCCGUGUUCUUGAGUUACCGGAAAUGUUGUGUGUUCAUUUGAAACGUUUUCGUCAUGAUUUGUCGUACAGUUCGAAAAUUUCGAGCCCCGUGAAUUUCCCUCUACAUGGACUUGAUAUGCGACCCUAUUUACACAAAGAUUGCAAAUCGGAAGUAACUUCCUACGAUCUUUGCGCGGUCAUUUGUCAUCAUGGGACGGUAGGCGGAGGACAUUAUACCAGUUUUGCUAAACAUGAUCCCACCGGGAAGUGGUUUGAGUUCGACGAUCAGUUGGUAACGCAGGUCAGCGCGGAGGAUGUUCAAAAUUGUGAGGCUUAUGUGUUGUUUUACCGUAAGAACAAUUUAAAAAUGAUCACCAUCCGGGCCCAAGCAAGCGACCUUAUCAGCGUACAAGAGCAUGCGUCCGAUAUCCGUUUCUAUGUGUCUCGUAAUUGGUUGCAUAGGUUCAAUACAUUCGCGGAGCCUGGACCUAUUGAUAAUUGGACGUUGCUCUGCCCACAUGGAGCAUUUCCUCCGAGCAAAGCUCCAUACUUUUCGAAAUUGGUGGUGCCAAUUCCGCAAACGUUGUGGGAUUUCCUGUACAAAAAAUUUGGCGGUGGCCCUGUUUGCAACCACAUCUUUCCCUGUCAUAUCUGCAAGAAAGCUGCAGAGUCGUUAACCAAAAGGCAACGAGCAGAACUGGAAGCAUUUACCGCUUGUAAUGAUGAGUAUCAGAAUAAUGAUACUCCCACCACAAUCUAUGCGAUUUCUAUGGGGUGGUUCCGCCAAUGGCAACUGUUUGCACGGGGAGUAACCACCGACGAACCUGGUCCGAUUGAUAACAAAUCCAUCGCAAUUCCCGGAGAUACGAGCAUUCCAUUGCGUAAUGUUCGUCAAGGGUCGGACUAUGCUCAGAUCAAUUCAGCACUUUGGCAUUUCUUCUACGGCAUUUACGGAGGUGGCCCGGAAAUCAUUCUUCGCGGCAACCCCAUUCCAGCACCAGAACCGAAAAUGCAGAAAAAUGUGAAGGAACGAGAAACGGAACCAAUGGACAUAGCUGAAGUGACUUCAACGUCAAAGACGACCUCUACAACGGUGAAAGAUUCCGUGCUGGAUGUAACGAUUGAUGAUCAAUCAAGUGGGUCCACUUUGCUAUCCCCAAAACCCCAGAAGAGUGUAUCUUUCGAUGAUAACGAAAGUUAUAUCGAGAACAACGGGGAAUACAACGACUCAUCUCGUGCGGUGCAGCAAAAGCGGAAGCAAAUGAAGCACCAACAGAAAGAGCUACCAAAGGAGUCCAGCAAAAAAUCUGAAGCGGAAGCUUCGGAUGGAAUCAUCACCUAUCUGCGACGGCAACACCUCAAGCAUCAACAGCAAGUUGUCGCUGACGAGGGACCGACAGUGGAAUCGCUAGAGAUAGGAAGCAAGAAGGAUAGACGACAUCGCUCAGGAAUGAAAUCGAGCGGACUAUUCGGACCGGAAGGUAAAUACCAAACUGCUAAUUUCGAUACCAGCACCAACACCAACACCAUACCGCGGGCCGGUUCGUUCACGCAAACAAGUGCCACGGCAAAGGCGUUGAACAACAGCCUGGGUAGCCCAAAUUUCGCGACAGUUUUUUCGAAAUCUGCUGAUGGAUUGAUUGAUCCUUCCUCAACUACUAUCAACAACGAAUCCGUUGGGAGCACAUCAAAGUCCAUCGAUGAGAUUAUGCCACUGCUUCACCAAAACACCAUCAGCAGUAGUCACACAGUGGAUGAGGAUGACGGUGACGAGAGUGACGGCGCUGUUGAACCUCGAUCACCAAAAGAGCGCUCUCACCAUGAAGGAAAGAAGGGUCACCAUAAAACAAGUUUAGCUACAUCUAGUGCCACGGAAAGUGGUCAGAAUGAUCGUGGAAUGAUGUCAUUCAGCAGGAAGAAACUGAAAUCGAAGUACAUGAAGAAUAAAGCCUCCAAAGCUGGAGUGGUCUUCGAUGGUGUCAAUGGACAACUCUCGUCAGCAACCGCCAAUGGAACUAAUGCCAGUGAUAGCGAGAAAUGAGUAAAGAAGACGUUCCGUCGUUUUCGCUUUUUGUCGUUUUCGUGAUAACAUGUUCUUAAUUUUAGAAUUUUUCACCGCGAAAGCUUGAUAAAAAUAGUCAACACUUGGGUAAAGCAUUAUCGUAUUUUUGUUUUCGUUGAGGGUCAAUGUUUUUAUUUCGUUUUGGUGAAAGGGAUUUCCAUGCCAUGGCCGUGAAAAAAAUUGUUAUAAUUUUAAUGUUAAUUGAGUAUAUGUUUAAAUCUAAGGUAAUCCGUGAAGGAGAAUGAAGCGAUGGAUUCGCAUGCAAAUAACGUAUUUACGAGGACGCUGAACAUUUCUCCUUGUUUCAAAAGCAAAUUAACCGACAAUUUUCUUCGAGGAAUGAAAAACUGAGAACAAAGCUCCAUGUAAGAUAUACCUUUUCUUUAAAAUUAAAAACAAAUUACAUAGAAAAAAAACGCCGAAAUAAUUCUUUCUGAUCACAACAUAUUCGAUUAUCGCAUUCAAGUAGGAGCAAUUAAAAUAAUAAUGCCAAUUUCGAAAUCUACUUAUCGAUAUCAGAAGCAUAAUAAACAAUUUAUCCCUGAGUGAUACAGCAAACAGAAAUGAGAGAUAUAUUUAAUUGUAAUAGACCAAUUUUCAAACUUGUAUUGAAUCCCAGAGGUAUGUAACAUAA
Toxorhynchites rutilus septentrionalis is the source of this 4944-nucleotide messenger RNA. RefSeq names its product ubiquitin carboxyl-terminal hydrolase 20 (gene Usp20-33). The record is from RefSeq and is a predicted model, not a curated record. The transcript has 6 exons. Gene Ontology annotation, molecular function: zinc ion binding; cysteine-type deubiquitinase activity. Gene Ontology annotation, biological process: protein deubiquitination. Bases 666 to 4289 code for a protein of 1207 amino acids. Lineage: Eukaryota; Metazoa; Arthropoda; Insecta; Diptera; Culicidae.